GGCCCUUUCCAGUGGGCAAUCAGCAACGAGUUGCUUCACUUCUUACUCAACUUUUGCAGCACUAUUUUCCCUGGCCCGCGACACUCGCUGCACGCAAUUUCUGGUCAUCUGCCGCCAGGAUGCCUCACAAACACACCAGGAGAGAUAAGGAUGAUUCCACAUACGACCUACCACCUACCCAGAUAGCCAGACCGCUUCCUGUCGUCGCACCUAAGCUGGCCAGACAGAAUGCCAACAAGUCAGGUGGAAACAAGGGCAAAGGGAAACCAAAUGCCAACGAUGCAAGCAAAGACAGGGCCCCCGACGCACCCCGGGGUGCCAAGCGCAAGCGAGGUGCUGCCGACAAGAAGGACGACGCGCCUCGUGCCUUCAAACGUCUGAUGGCAUUCGCCGAUGGCAAGAAAUUCAGAAGCGGCCUCGAUGACGGAUCCAGAGAUGCGGCACCAAAGAAGAAGAAGAAGAGCAAGGUGCCCGAGGGCGAUGCCACGGUCGAGACGGAAAAUGCCCAGGAGGAAGCCCCUACGAUCCGGCCGGGCGAGAAGCUGUCCGACUUCGCAAGGCGUGUGGAUGCCGCCCUGCCAGUCAUGGGCCUGGUGAACAAGGGCGGCAAGAAGGAUCCCCUGGGGCUCAAGACGCAAAGGACGCGCAAGGAGAAGAAGAUGCACAAGCUGUACGAUGAGUGGCGGCGAGAGGAGGCAGCCAUCCAAGAGAAGAGGCGCGAGGAGGCCGAGGAGGCGGAAGAAGCCGAGAUGGAGAACGAAGAAGCAGGCGUCAAGUGGAAGUUGGACCUGGAGGAUCAAGGCGGCAAGGGAAAGAAGAAGAAGAAGGGCAAAAAGGGGCGCUCCGUCUGGGAGUCUGCCGAAGCGGACGACGACGAUCCGUGGGAGGAGCUGAAAAAGAAACGGGGCGAGAAGAAGGCUGGACUACACGACUUCGCCCAGGCCCCGCCGGAGCUCAAGACCAAGCCAAAGGAGCUGUUCAAGGUGCGUGGUGCUGGUGUUGAUGUGGGCACAAUACCCAAGGCAGCGGGAAGUUUGAAGCAGAGAGAAGAACUUCAGAGCGUCAGAGAGGAGGUGUUGGCUUCGUACAGGAAGAUGAUGCAGGCCAAAAGGGAAAAGCGGGAGGGGCAGGAGGAAUAGCAUGGAGUGGCUCAUGUUGACAUUGAAAGAUACCCAAUCCACUUGUUUGACUCUGAA
Diaporthe batatas is the source of this 1196-nucleotide messenger RNA. RefSeq lists its product as uncharacterized. NCBI's taxonomy places the organism in Eukaryota, Fungi, Ascomycota, Sordariomycetes, Diaporthales, Diaporthaceae. The record is from RefSeq and is a predicted model, not a curated record. The transcript has 2 exons. The coding region runs from base 120 to 1139 and encodes 339 amino acids.